Molecule: messenger RNA, 1475 nt
Organism: Bacillus rossius redtenbacheri
Lineage: Eukaryota; Metazoa; Arthropoda; Insecta; Phasmatodea; Bacillidae
Product: lysosomal acid phosphatase-like
Exons: 7
Coding region: 215-1321 (368 amino acids)
Biological process (GO): dephosphorylation
Molecular function (GO): phosphatase activity
Source: RefSeq, a predicted model, not a curated record
ACAGUCCCGUCUCGCACUUUGCCCGUCUGCGGCACGUCAGGGUCUGCUGCCCGUGUGGAGUCCGCCAGCUCCAGUCUGGCCCGCGGCUGGCGGGGUGGCGACCUUGGAGGCGCGCCAGAGGGUCAGGGGUCACGCCGGGAAGAGUGGCGACUGGUAGUGGAGGGGGGGGGGGGGGAGUGCUGUGCGGCCUCUUGCCUCGCCAGUGUGCUGCGAGAUGGCGGCGGGUGUGCUGCUGGUGGCAGCCCUGCUGAGCGCGCAUGCGCGGGCCGACCACCAGGCGACCAGCCUGCAGAUGGCCGGCGUGGUAUUCCGACAUGGACACAGGAACAUCAUGCGGCAGUACGACUUCGACCCCUACAGCAACAAUGUCUCCUAUUGGCCGGGAGGCAUCGGCCAGAUCACGAGCAGGGGCAAGAUGCAGAUGUACAAGUUCGGACAGCUCCUGAGGGAGCGAUACAGCGGACUGCUAAGUGACGCGUACACUCCUGAGGAGACUCUAGUGAGGAGCAGCUCUAGUCCCAGGUGUGUGAGCAGUGCACUGUGCGUGUUGGCUGGCCUCUUCCCACCGACAGACCAGGAAGUGUGGAACCCGGAUCUCCUAUGGCAGCCUGUUCCAUUGUAUGCUCCGGAAGAAGGACACGACAAGUUGAUCAGGAUGGACGCGGACUGCCCCGCUUACCGGGAGGAGUUCAACCGGCAGAUGUCCUCGCCUGAGAUGCGUGCAUUCAACAGCAACUACAGCGACGUGUACCGUGUCAUCAGCGAGCAUUGGAAGCCCGUCAGCGACUUCGAGGAACCCAACAAUUUGCACGACCACUUCAGGAUAGAGGAGGAGAGAGGGAUUCCUCUGCCGGACUGGACGAGAGGCCUGUACCCGGACAAGCUGCUGCAGAUAUCCAACCAGUACCAUAUCUUCCGCACAUACACGCCGCUCAUGGCACGGCUCAAGAUGGGACCGCUGGUGAAGGACGUGGUGGGCCGCAUGAUCGCCAGCACGGGCGGGGCCUCGGGAGCCAGGCUGCUGCUGUACUCGGGCCACGAUGACAUGGUGACAGGACUGCUGGGCGUGCUGGGACUGCCCAACCGCUUCAAGGUGCGCUACGGCGCGGCAGUCUUCCUGGAGCUGCACUCCGACCCCACGGGCAAUCACCAUGUCCAGGUGUUCUUCAUGGCCGACACGGACGAGCAGCAGAUACAGCGCAUCCAUCCGGUGGGCUGCGACACUCACUGCGACCUGGACAUGUUCGCCAACCUCACGGCAACCGUCACACCGGUGGACUGGGACCAGGAGUGCCAACUGCGCGGUGCUGAGGCUCCCUAGUCACGCUUCUGCUACACUCACCUACAGACCUGGUCACCGUCUACAUGGUAUUUCGCAAAACCUAUCCCACCACCCUUAUCCAUCCCACAAAACAAAGUUUUGGUACUUUGUAUGACAUUUUACCCAACUGAAGAUUAAAGUAAAAUUAAAAUUA